Orbicella faveolata is the source of this 2295-nucleotide messenger RNA. RefSeq lists its product as uncharacterized. Gene Ontology annotation, cellular component: plasma membrane. The record is from RefSeq and is a predicted model, not a curated record. NCBI's taxonomy places the organism in Eukaryota, Metazoa, Cnidaria, Anthozoa, Scleractinia, Merulinidae. Gene Ontology annotation, biological process: signal transduction. Gene Ontology annotation, molecular function: protein binding.
AUGNAUGGAACCCAAAAUAGAAGCGGGAACAUUUCUAGAGUCUCAGACCAGUCCAGAAAUGGGCAGCAUGUUGACGAAGAACAAGCAUCUGAUUCAAGGGAGGAGGUGACAAAUCGACCACGUCCAGCUGAUGGUGGAACUCUAAGUGGAGGCAGUGCACAACCAAGAAUUUCCAGCCAGUUCAAAACAGUUCUCCAUGUUGGUGAUGUUGUUGACAAUGCUACCCUUAUGGAUGAACUAGCACGGUGUCUGGACAGAGAGUACAGAGUAAUAAAGUACUGGAAACACCUGGCCUGCAAACUUAAUAUUCCACCUGAUACCCAGAAGGAAUUUGAAAUUUAUUUUGAGUUGAGUCCCACAGUGCAUUUGUUUCAGUUUUUGUCAACAAACGAUCCACAACUUACAAUUGCAAAACUGAGAGUGGCAUUGAAAGAUAUCCACAGGAAUGAUUUAAUCCAAGAGUUGAAAGAUUUAACUGACACUGACACAGUGGUUGGUGUGUUUGACAAUGAGCCAUCUCUGUUGGACAGUAUUGCACUUAAACUUGACUCGGCCAAAAAACCAGUUGGAAAUUGGAGAAGCCUGGCUAUAAAACUGAUUUCAACUGGUCAGCUGUUCAAGGAAUUUGAGGCACAGUUACAUUCGUCUGAAAACCCUACUGCACUUCUGUUUCGAUAUUUGCGUAAGAUUAAGAAGUUUAGUCAGCUAACUGUUGGUGAACUGAAGGGACACUUGGAAAACAUGUGCAGGAGAGAUAUUUUGAUGGCCCUUGAUGGAGUGCAAGAUGCUGAGCUCUUGGCCGAUGUCUUUAGUCCUGACUCUGACCUUCUGAACCGUGUUAGCAUCCUGCUUAACAAGAAAACCCCAGCGGUUAAAAACUGGAGGAAUCUUGCUAACCAGCUUGGUGUGCCAAACAAGGUGUAUGAAGAAUUUGAUCCUGCUGCAAACAAUCCAAAGCGCAGCCCAACCAAGCUAAUGCUUGAAUGGCUUAGAUCUGAACAUCCCGACAUGACUGUAGAUGAAUUAAGAACAGCAGUGGAGAAGAUUGAGCGUGGCGAUGCUUUGGAGAUUCUUGAUGGCUACCUUUUCAAUUCACAAGGUAUUGGAAUUGAGGCAUCUUCUGGUGGUGAACAGUACCUCUCUCCUAAGAGCACUCCCCAAGAGCAAAAGCAAAAAGUCAACAUAAAAAGUUGCCAGGCAGGAAGUGCUGAGGUAGACAUUGGAUUACCCAGUCUUCAGUCUCCCAAUCUUCAGUCUCCCAGUCUUCAGUCUCCCAGUAAAAGUCCGCCGGAAACUCGCCUAUCAACUGCAGCUACAGAGUUACCUUUACGAGUAUACUCCAAAAUUUGCUUGAAGUUGAACAUACGCAGUGUUUUUUAUAGUGACUUCAGGAUGCUAGGAGAAAAAGUAGGACUUUCAAGGGACGAGGUUGUCUUUCUAGGACAGCAAGUUAAUCCAACUGAUCAUAUUCUUAGAAAGUGGUCUUCAUCUGGUCAAGCAACUGUGAAGAAGCUUAUGGAUAUCCUGGCCGAGGAAGGCUUGGAAAGAAAUGAUGUCAUAGAGAUUCUUAAAGACUGGGUUUAUCAGGAAAACUGUUCUAAAUAAGAUUUCUUGUAGAUCACUUUGAACACUAUUUAUAGCCUGAUGCGGAAGAUGACUGACUUUUCAGGCUGACUAUUUUACUCAGUCUAGAUGGCCAGAAUUAGUUUUGAUUUAAAAUGUAGUGACUGUAUAUAUUCUUGAAUGAUAUUAAUAUGAAACAGGAGACAAUGUUUUAGGACGAUUGUAUGAAAUGUAUACCGACAAGUUUUACAUUCCUCAAAAAGGUGAAUUGUGAAGAUAGGAGAUGCUUUUAUACAUCAGUAUCGAAUACUUUUCUUUCAUUCUUUCAAAUUCCGAAAGAUACUAUUGCAUGCAUAUAAUCCUUAUUGCAUUUCUGACCAAUAAUUUGGUGGCCAGGUAGAUUGAUCCAAACGUGCAGAUUUUUUUUGGAAGAAUAGAAUUUUUAUGAUAUCAACUAGCUAUAGAAACUUUUAUUUUAUCAUUUUUGUGGCUACUGCUAGGCAACACUAGCCACUCUUAUUGUAUAAUUAUUUUGUUUCUCCCUUUUUUUACGUCUAGGUCACUCUGUUUUGUACUUAUUAGUAGUUAGCCCUCGAGUAUUUUUGUAGUAAUUAUUUGACUUCAAUGAAGGGCACACUUAGUGUGCGCGGACGUUUCUAACGGUGAUUACCCACUGUAAACGAGUGGAUAUGGUAAAGCAAAUAGUACAGUAAAGUGCAGUUUAUUGCCAUG